AUUCCAGCGCGCUGUACUACAUCCGGGUCUGUACUGGGCAGAAGGGCUGGCUGAUAGCAGGAGCAGGUAUAAAGUGGGGGAUUUGUGUCUGUAUUAUUAUGAGUAAUGGUGAGAAUCAGACGGCAGAGUUUCUGCGCCCUGUGUGGAGAGUGUGUAACCUCCUGAUGGCGACGUUUUUCGCUUUAGCAACUUACGUUCAGAUAAAUGAUCCAGAUGCCGGUCUGUGGAUGGUUGGAUACGCUGUUCCAGCAGGGCUGUGCUUUUUAAUUAGCUGCCAUCCACAGAUAACAGAGAUGCGUCCAUGGAGGAGAAUUGCUGAUUUGCAUGUGAUGAUGGCUACUGGAUUUGGUGCCAUGUUGGGAUGGACUCUUUAUAAUGAGGGUCUCACACACAUCUUCCACCAAGAGGAAGGAAGGGAAUUCUGUGGCUUGAUGCUGACCGUGCUGUGGCUGCUGUUGUGUCGACACUCAGGACAGAGUGGUGUUGGUGUUCUGAGGGUGUGCACAGCUGCUGGUAUCACCAUGUUCCCCAUCGUGGCCUGGGCCUACUACUACAUCCAUUCAGAGCUCAGAGCAGACUGGCCUUCACACUGCACCACUGCGCUGUAGCACUGCGAAUCAGCAGCAGCCUGUUUGCAGUUCUAUUAUACAGGACACGUCCUGGAGCCUAGAGGCAGUGUAUAUGGGUUAGUGUCCAUGUUAAUUGUUAUUAUAAUAUAAUAGUGUAAAUGAGAUUUUUGAUUAACUGUUUUUGAAUGGUGCAGGUAGUUUGAAAUGAAAGUGAAUGUCAUUAUAUGAUGCUUUAAGGGAAGAAAACACUUUAUAUGAAGUAUUAUUCUGUUCUGAUUCACUGUUGUGAAUAAAAAGCAAUUCAUUAAAUGAAUAAAUAAACAUUUAAUAUUUUUUCAGUUA
Messenger RNA from Astyanax mexicanus (Mexican tetra), 911 nucleotides. It is a transcript of the gene tmem220, whose product is annotated as transmembrane protein 220. The record is from RefSeq and is a predicted model, not a curated record. The coding region runs from base 99 to 608 and encodes 169 amino acids. Lineage: Eukaryota; Metazoa; Chordata; Actinopteri; Characiformes; Acestrorhamphidae. The transcript has 6 exons.